AUGAUUAAUCUAAGAAAUGUGUCGAUGUCUGUGCGUUUUAUAUCUCAAUUUAGAAUGCAACGUAGUGACUGCGUGCCGUAUAUUAAGCCUCGUAAAGUUAUAGACCCCAAAGCUUGCGCUAUUCGCGACAAAGGCCUUGUCCUAGGGAUAUACUACAAUGACAAUGUACAGGAGGAAUCAGCGAUUCUCACAGCGAGUGCCCAGAAAUAUGACGAACAGUGCGGUGGAAAAUUAUGGAAGCAAUUAAAGUUAACACCUACACCAAAACUUGGCGAAACUCGAAUUUUUUACGAUUUGGAUCCUCAAUUCGCUUUUGUCGCCGUUGCGGGGCUCGGUACAGAAUGCUUCUCUUUUAACUCCCUAGAACGAUUAGAUGAAAGCAAAGAAGCGAUUCGAAUAGCAGCAGGUUCAGGAACCAAAGCUUUGCAACCCUUUCGUCCGUCGGUCAUUCACGUUGAGUCAUUCGGAAACGCGGAAGCAGCAGCUGAAGGAGCAAACUUAGCUAAUUGGCAAUUUCGAGAAUACAAAACGCCAAAUAAAAAUACGAUAUCUAACGCAAAACUUGUACUACACGAUGACUGCGACCUCGAGGGAUGGAAUAUAGGCCAAAUAAAAGCAGAAUCUCAAAAUUUAGCUCGUUAUCUACAGGAAAUGCCAGCAAAUUUUUUAAAUCCUACAUCUUUUGCCAAAAUAGCUGUUGAUUUACUAUGUGAAUUAGAUAUAAACGUGGAAGUCAGAACCCAAGGCUGGGCAGCAAAUCAUGAAAUGGGUGGAUUUGUGUCUAUAGGACGGUCUUCAAUACAACCACCGCUUUAUGUUGAAAUAAGUUAUUACGGAGCCAAUGAAGACACACGUCCUAUUGUAUUAAUAGGUAAAGGCGUCACUUUCGACAGUGGUAGCUUACACUUGAAGCCACCCAAAGACUUACAAUUUAUGAAGGGAGAUAUGGCUGGUGCUGCGUGUGUUCUCGCUAUAACAAGAGCAGCGUCUAUAUUAAAAUUACCCAUCAAUAUACGGGGCAUUCUGCCACUCUGUGAGUUGAUGCCUAAUGGGAAAUGUCCAAAGUCUGGUGAUUUAGUGAGCAGUGCUAAUGGAAAGUCUAUACUCAUUAGACUUCCGUCAUGUGAAGGAAGGCUGCUUAUUGCAGAUAGUUUAGUCUAUGCACGGAAUUACUGGCCAAAGUUCAUAGUCGAUAUUGGAACUAUGUCCAAAGAACUAAUACACACUCUUGGUGGAGCCGCUUGUGGAUGCUACACAAAUUCAGAGGAAUUGUUUUGCUACUUGGAGUCAGCUAGCAGUCAAACAGGUGACAGAAUAUGGCGCAUGCCGCUUUGGAAAUUUUACGAGGAACGAAUUAAGAACACUCACGCUGCGGAUGUUGCGAACACCGCAAAACAUAAAUACGGAGACUCACCAAACUGUGCGGCAUUCCUGAAGCAGUUUGUAUGCGAUAGCCAAUGGAUCCAUCUAGAUACGUACAACAUCGCAUACAGCAAGGGAAGGGAUUGCCCAUACUUGUGUCGCGGAAUGACAGGCCGACCCACACGAACUGUCAUAGAAUUUCUUUAUCAAUUGCUUGCCGACGCGAAACUCUAA
Parnassius mnemosyne (clouded apollo) is the source of this 1596-nucleotide messenger RNA. The record is from the annotation of a GenBank genome assembly. Lineage: Eukaryota; Metazoa; Arthropoda; Insecta; Lepidoptera; Papilionidae.